This is a messenger RNA of Bicyclus anynana (squinting bush brown), 2811 nucleotides long. Its product is annotated as lactase/phlorizin hydrolase-like. The record is from RefSeq and is a predicted model, not a curated record. The transcript has 15 exons. NCBI's taxonomy places the organism in Eukaryota, Metazoa, Arthropoda, Insecta, Lepidoptera, Nymphalidae. Gene Ontology annotation, biological process: carbohydrate metabolic process. Bases 1 to 2811 code for a protein of 936 amino acids. Gene Ontology annotation, molecular function: beta-glucosidase activity.
AUGGCGCCAGUUCAUUUCAUUGCAUUGCUAUGUGCGAGCGUUGCGUUGACGUAUGCGUAUAACGCACGGCACGAGGUGCGCAAGUUUCCGGAUGGGUUCCUGUUCGGAACUGCCACCGCCUCCUACCAGGUGGAGGGCGCCUGGGAUGUUGACGGUAAAACAGAGAACAUCUGGGACCACUACACACACAACCACCCAGAGUUCAUCAGAGACAAAUCCAACGGAGACAUCGCCGACAACUCGUACUAUCUCUACAGGAGGGACGUGCAGAUGAUGAGGGAGCUGGGACUGGACUUUUACAGGUUCUCCGUAUCAUGGACGAGGAUCCUCCCAUCCGGUUUCCCCGACAAGAUCAACGAAGCCGGCGUACAGUACUACAACAAGCUGAUAGACGAACUUCUCAAAUACAACAUUCAGCCAAUGAUGACGCUCUACCACUGGGAUUUGCCGCAGAAACUGCAAGAUCUAGGUGGAUGGACCAAUUCAGAAAUUGUUACUUGGUAUUCCGAUUAUGCCCGGGUCAUAUUCAAGCUAUUCGGUGAAAGAGUUAAACAUUUCAUCACAAUCAACGAGCCGUAUCAAAUAUGCAACAGUGCUUAUGGGGUCAGCGAUCAGAGUGGUCUAGCUCCGGCCCUGGAUAGCAGGGGGGUGGGGGAAUACAUGUGCGCCAAGAACUUACUCCUCGCGCAUGCUAAAGCGUACCACAUUUACAAUGAAGAGUUCAGACCAACUCAGAAGGGGAAGAUAUUCAUAUCCUUCAGCGCGCAGUGGUAUGAACCAGCGACUGAUAGCGAGGCGGAUAUAGAAGCGGCAUAUGAUGCUAAUCACUUCUAUUGGGCACAAUACUCUUGGCCAGUAUUUUCUGAAACCGGAGACUUCCCCCCAGCCCUGAAGAAGAGGGUAGCAGCGAGGAGCGCGGAGCAAGGCUACCCAAGGUCCAGACUGCCCGAGUUCACCCCGGAAGAAAUAGAAUUCGUCAAAGGAACCUCGGAUUACUUCGGACUGAAUCAUUAUUCGACCAAUUAUAUCCACAGAAAUGAGAGCGUGCCAGUGUACGCCAGCCCGUCGUUCGCUGACGACCUGGGCGUCGGCAGCUUCACACUACCGGAGUGGUUGUUGGGAGAGUCGACGCGAACUAAGUAUGCAAUGUAUUUUCAGUACGUUCCAUGGGGAUUCAGGAAACUACUAAACCGCAUCAAAGACGACUACAAAAACCCCCCCGUAUUUGUGACGGAGAACGGCAUCGCCUCGCACGGGGGGAUCGUCGACAACGACCGAGUGACGUACUACAGGGGGUACCUGGAUGCGCUCCUGGAUGCACUGGAGGAUGGCUGUGACGUCAGAGGAUACACCGCCUGGAGUCUCAUGGAUAACUUUGAAUGGACGGCUGGGUAUACGGAACGCUUCGGUCUGUACGAGGUGAACUACGACAGCAUCUACCGCACCCGCACCCCGCGCAAGAGCGCCUACGUGUACCGCGAGUUGCUGCGCUCGCGUAGUCUCGACCACCACUACGAGCCUGACCUGACGCAGCCGCUCACCAUUGCACCCGGACAAAUAUUUCUAUGUGUACUCGUUUCCCUGGUACGCUGCGGCGCCCGCAUAGUACGCAAGUUCCCGGAGGGGUUCUCGUUCGGUGCAGCCACCUCCUCGUAUCAGAUCGAAGGGGGUUGGAAUGCUGAUGGAAAGUCAGAAAACAUUUGGGACCGUUUCGUCCACACACGACCGGAACUCAUCCAAGACAGAUCAACUGGAGACAUCGCAGCCGACUCCUACUAUCUAUAUAAACGAGACGUUGAAAUGUUGAGAGAACUCGGCGUGGACUACUACAGAUUCUCAAUAUCCUGGUCCAGAAUACUUCCCACCGGUUUCCCGGACAAAAUCAACCCAGCCGGUGUCCAGUAUUAUAACAAUUUGAUCGACGAACUGCUUAAAUACAACAUCAAACCAAUGGUCACGAUCUACCACGAGGACCUCCCUCAAAAACUCCAAGAUGUGGGAGGAUGGAGCAACCCAGAAAUAACUAAUUGGUUCAGUGAUUACGCAAAUACAGUUUUUAAAUUAUUCGGUGACAGAGUUAAAUACUUUAUCACUAUAAAUGAGCCGUGGCAACUAUAUGCGUGGCCGAUUUUUUCUGAAACUGGAGACUUCCCGCUGGAAUUGAAGAAGAGGAUAGCAGCGAGGAGCGCGGAGCAGGGUUUCCCAAGGUCCAGGCUACCGGAGUUCACACCAGAGGAAAUUGAGCUCGUGAGAGGAUCAUCAGACUUCUUUAGUCUGAACCACUACCAAACUUAUAAUGUGAACUCAAGCGUGCCGCUAUACGAUGUACCGUCGUUUGAUGAUGAUUUACGUGUGGCGUACUACCAAUCGCAAGGAUGGUUUACUGGCAAUAACAGUAUAUCUGUGUACACGCCAUGGGCUAUCACAGAAGUCCUGAAAAGCAUCAAGACUAUGUUCAAGAACCCACCAGUAAUGAUUACUGAAAAUGGAUUAGGUUCUGAAUUCCGCGGAUUGGAAGAUGAUGACAGGGUGACUUUUCUCAGGGGAUACCUGGGCGCUGUUCUAGAUGCCAUAGACAACGGCUCUGACGUCAGAGGAUAUACUGUAUGGAGUUUGAUGGAUAAUAUGGAAUGGAGUAUAGGUUAUACAAAACAUUUCGGCUUGUACGAGGUUGACUUCGAGAACACAAACCGCACCCGCACCCCGCGCAAGAGCGCCCACGUGUACCGCGAGUUACUGCGCUCGCGUAGUCUCGACCACCACUACGAGCCCGACCUGACGCAGCCGCUCACCAUUGCACCCGGACACUGA